Molecule: messenger RNA, 1326 nt
Organism: Symbiodinium sp. CCMP2592
Lineage: Eukaryota; Dinophyceae; Suessiales; Symbiodiniaceae
Source: the annotation of a GenBank genome assembly
AUGCAGUACUCUAUCCCCACAAGCAAGUGGAACCAUUACCAACCGCUUCGCGAAAAAUUGAAAAUUGAGGAAAAGAAAGACUUUGCUGGCCUAAUUCCAGGAGAUGCCCGUACCUACAACUAUUCGACAGAGCUGCCCUACUUGGAGAUGUAUGCAUCUUCCCUCUACUGCAUUACAAAGAAGAAGGGUGGCUGGGACUGCUUGCGGCACUACGAGAUAUUGCUGGCAGGCUGUGUGCCCUACUUCUUUGACAUCGCCAAGGUGCCAAGCCGCAGCAUGGUACAUUUUCCACAUGACCUCGUGCGCAGGCUCAUGCAACUUCCAGGGGUGCCAGGCGAAGACUUCCUGGCCAGCAGGCUUGGCAAGCUCGGCCAAAGUACCAAUGCGAAUGUUCUGAUCGAUCGAGCAGUAUUUCCGUUGAACGAGUAUAAGAGAUUGCGGACAGCCAUGCUCUCGUAUGUCGAGAGCCACAUGCUGUGCAAGAGCCGAGCAUCCGAACUUCACGCUUUGCCUCGAGUCUUCAUACACUCAUAUGCGACCACGGAGAAACCUGUAGACUACUUGAGGGAGCUGCUCCUGGUUGGCCUCAUGGAGAAUGGCCAUGAAGUGUAUACCACAUUCAAUGCGAGCUAUGUUUUUCAAGACUUCGAUGUAUCCUCAUUAGAUGCCCCGUGGGGUUUAGGGUCAUAUGGUCGAGGAUUUCUGUAUGAGCGGGCUUUGCCUCCGUCUUACAGAAGCCGUUUCAAUGUCUGGGUUCCGGGAGAUCCACCUCCAGACGAGCCGUUCUCGUACAUCAAAACCACAUAUAACAACAAGCCUUACCCGAUCGAAACAUUUUUCGACAAAGCGGUGGACAUAGUCGUAGAUGGGAACGAUAUCUGGGGUGCACACCCCGAGCCUGUGUCAGCGACGUGGUUCCGGCGCGAACUGUCUGACUGUCACCACUUGAUCAAACCCGCUCGGGCACUGCUUGGCAUUUUGAACUCAGGUGCACUCUGGAACUGUGAAGCAUCGCCUCACAGUCGCUUGUGUCCGAACCUUCAUGAUGCCGCUCGAGUUUGGCAAUAUGGGCUGCAGAUGACGGCCGAAGUGGAAAUGCAGACCCAAGGUUGGAGGAGCCCGAGCGGUGUCGAGUUUCUGCUUGACAUUGAAGACUACUUACGCACGCCUCAUUACUUUCCCGACUUUGUGGAAAAGUUCAUGAUCCUGGCCACGAACGCUCGGCAGUUUAUGGAAUGGUGCCGCCAGCUUGCGGAAACGGCAGCACGGGCCCUGGGUGGCGAUCCGAACCUGCCACCGCCGAGGCCGAGGCUCGCAGAGCUUUGA